Tauraco erythrolophus (red-crested turaco) is the source of this 1086-nucleotide messenger RNA. It is a transcript of the gene CCR6, whose product is annotated as C-C motif chemokine receptor 6. Gene Ontology annotation, molecular function: C-C chemokine binding; C-C chemokine receptor activity. NCBI's taxonomy places the organism in Eukaryota, Metazoa, Chordata, Aves, Musophagiformes, Musophagidae. Gene Ontology annotation, cellular component: membrane; external side of plasma membrane. Gene Ontology annotation, biological process: immune response; positive regulation of cytosolic calcium ion concentration; positive regulation of dendritic cell chemotaxis. The record is from RefSeq and is a predicted model, not a curated record.
ACAGAGCCUCGUAUCACAGAUUAUCCAUAUUAUUCAGACUAUGCUUCUCUAAUCACACAACCUUGUUCUAAGUUGGAAGUCAGGAACUUCACAAAAGCAUUUCUGCCAGUUGUGUAUUCGCUGAUUUGUAUCAUCGGCCUAGUUGGUAACAUCUUUGUAGUGAUGACCUUUGCUUUAUAUGAAAAAGCCAAGUCCAUGACGGAUGUGUACCUUUUCAACAUGGCCAUAGCAGACAUACUGUUUGUUCUCACUCUCCCACUGUGGGCAGUGAAUUAUGCUGCUGACAAAUGGAUUUUCAGUGAUUUCGUUUGCAAAAUGGCCAGAGGUAUCUAUGCAAUCAACUUCAGCUGUGGCAUGCUGCUUUUGGCCUUUAUCAGUGUGGACCGGUACAUUGCUAUCGUACAGGCAACAAAGUCAUUUAAACUCAGGGCAAGAACGCUCGCGUAUAGCAAACUCAUUUGUUUGGCCGUGUGGAUAGCAUCAAUUUUAAUCUCUAGUUCCUCUUUUCUGUACAGUGAAAGUUACAGGUUCUCCUCCAAUGAAACCAAAGAGAUUUGCGAUCACAGGUUUGACAGAAUGUCUGAAAGCACGAUGCUGAAAACACUGCUGCUGUGUCUACAAGUUGGCUUUGGUUUUUUUAUACCUUUCAUAUUCAUGAUUUUUUGCUAUACGUGCAUUGUCAAAUCCUUACAACAAGCUCAGAAUUCCAAAAGAAACAAAGCAAUCCGGGUGAUCGUAUUGAUUGUAGCCGUUUUCCUAGUUUGCCAGGUACCUUACAACAUUGUUCUUCUUGUGACAGCUGUAAAUAUGGGCAAGAUAGACAAAUCUUGUGACAAUGACAAGAUAAUGGCCUAUGCGAAAUACACCACUGAAGCCAUCGCCUUUCUACACUGUUGCGUGAACCCUGUGCUCUAUGCGUUUAUUGGAGUGAAGUUCAGAAGUUAUUUUGUGAGGUUAAUGAAGGACUUAUGGUGCAUGAGAUACAAGAAAUACAAUAAACGUGGUUCAAGGACAAACUCUGAUACUUAUCAUUCAAGACCGACUAGUGAAAUUCUGACUGACAAUGCAUCUUCUUUUACUAUGUAA